AUGGGUUGCUGCCAAUCUAGAUCGCUGUAUCCACCCUCAGAGCAGCCUAAUUCCUCCUCCCGUGCGAUUACCUCCUCCCAACCCCAAUUACCUCCAGCUCUCCCCCGCCCUUCAACUUCUACCCACAGCGGGCGGCACUCUCACCACCGAUCGUCCCAACCACUCUCUGCCCACAUCAAUCGGCCGCUCAGACCCCAUGUAUGGAGUAGCAGAUCUCGAGUAUGGACUCGUGCCGAGUUAGAUCGCGAACGCACGGAGUUCUUUGAGACUAGAGUUGCGGGGCGACCUGAGAUAUGGCAGACUUUAAGAGUAGCCUUGGAGGUACUAUGGGCUGGGGGGGAUCCUGAGGAUGAUACCGGCAUCUUGACCGCCCAGACCAUAUUAGAUGCUGCUGGUAUUACCUUACCGACGGGCGAUUUGGCAGGGGGAGCGUACGAUGGCUUCGGAGCGUUCUAUCCCUUACAUCAAUUUGUUGUCUCAGACCCGGAGAAUAUGGUAGAUUCGCCAUCUGGGGCAGCCCCUGCUGGGGAUGGAGAGGAUAAAGACGCGGAAAGUGAUGAGCUAGAUGAAGAUGAAAUUCUGAGGAGGAGAGAAGAGAAAGGGAAGGCGGUUGUUAACCCGAAGGAUCUGAUGAAUGUGAGGGCGAGACUGAGUGAUGGGGCAGGCCCAGAUCUCGUGGUCAGUGUUGGGAAGGAGGAUUCUGUACGAUUGCUUACCCGGAGAGUAUUUGAGGAAUCAGGACUCACACAACCAAAAUAUAUACGGAUCGCUUACAUGGGCAGAAUACUGAAGGACAACCAGUCGUUGAUUGCUCAGGGAUGGAAAGAUGAUCACGUGGUAAAUGCAUUGGUGUUCGGAUAG
Molecule: messenger RNA, 861 nt
Organism: Venustampulla echinocandica
Lineage: Eukaryota; Fungi; Ascomycota; Leotiomycetes; Helotiales; Pleuroascaceae
Exons: 3
Coding region: 1-861 (286 amino acids)
Molecular function (GO): protein binding
Source: RefSeq, a predicted model, not a curated record